Raphanus sativus (radish) is the source of this 788-nucleotide messenger RNA. Its product is annotated as high mobility group B protein 3. NCBI's taxonomy places the organism in Eukaryota, Viridiplantae, Streptophyta, Magnoliopsida, Brassicales, Brassicaceae. The coding region runs from base 162 to 593 and encodes 143 amino acids. The record is from RefSeq and is a predicted model, not a curated record. The transcript has 8 exons.
UACAAACACAUCCCCACUAAUAACCCCUUUGUCAUUCAUUCUCUUAAUAAUAGCCUCUCCUCUGAGUCAGCUCGAAUCACAAACAAGCAGUAUUCCCUUUUACUCCUCCCCUAAUUUCAAACCCUAGCUCUUCCUCCUCCUCAUCAAAGAAUCGAGAGACAAUGAAAGGAGGUAAUUCAAAGGCCGACUCCAGAAACUCAAAGCUGUCUGUGAACAAGAAGCCAACGAAGGCGAGCAAAGGAGCAGCUGCUGGUAAAGAUCCUAACAAACCUAAGAGGCCUGCCAGUGCUUUCUUCGUUUUCAUGGAGGACUUCCGUCAGACUUAUAAGAAGGAGCAUCCCAACAACAAAUCUGUUGCUGCUGUUGGAAAAGCUGGUGGAGAGAAGUGGAAAUCCUUGUCUGACUCUGAGAAGGCUCCCUAUGUAGCUAAGGCUGAUAAGCGCAAGGUUGAGUAUGAGAAGACCAUGAAGGCCUACAACAAGAAGCUGGAGGAAGGUCCAAAGGAGGACGAGGAAUCUGAUGAUAAGUCAGUCUCUGACGUUAGUGAAGAGGAGGAUGCUGAUGAUAAGAGUGAUGAGGAGGAAGACGAUUGACUAACAAGUUGAAGUUGGCAGCAUUAUAUAGAGGACGCUGCAACCAUCUCUCUCAUGUUUUUAUCUUCUUUUCUUUCUCUUUAAAUGUUAACGAGGCUGGUUUUAUUUUUACUCAGCUUACUGUUUAGUAAGCUAUCAACUAUCUCCCACUGAUUCUGAUUCUACGGGUAAUGGAAAAAUUGUGGUAUCUUGAUA